AUGGCGGAGCAGGACCUGACCAGCAGGGUAGCUCCCUUCCUGGACCGGCACCUGGUUUCCCCUCUGCUGGAGGUCCUGUCAGUGAAGGAGAUCUACAAUGAGAAGGAACUUCUUCAGGGAAAGCUGGACCUCCUCAGCGAGACAGACAUGGUGGACUUCGCCAUGGAUGUCUACAAAAACCUGUACCUGGACAAGGAAAUCCCACCGUCCUUGAAGGAGAAGAGGAGCUCUGUGACGCAGCUCCAGUCAGAGACAGAGCCCAUCGUCAAGAUGUUUGAAGAUCCAGAGACCACACGGCAGGUGCAGUCCACGAGAGACGGGAGGAUGCUGUUUGACUGCCUGUCAGAGAAACACAAUUUCCGUCAGGAGUACCUGGACACGCUGUACAGGUACGCCAAGUUUCAGUACGAGUGUGGUGACUACUCCGGGGCUGCUGAGUACCUGUACUUCUUCCGCGUCUUGGUAAGUUCCCUCAACAGGAACUCCUUGAGCUCUCUGUGGGGGAAACUGGCUUCUGAGAUCCUGAUGCACUGGGAAGCAGCCAUGGAGGACCUCACUCGACUCAGGGAGACCAUUGAUAACAAUUCGGUGAGCUCUCUGCUCCAGUCACUCCAGCAGAGGACCUGGCUCAUCCACUGGUUCGUCUUCUUCAACCAUCCCAAAGGCAGAGACAAUAUCAUCGAGCUCUUCCUCUACCAGCCUCAAUACCUGAAUGCCAUCCAGGCAAUGUGCCCACACAUCCUGCGAUACCUUACAACCGCAGUCAUCACCAACAAAGACGUACGAAGGCGCCGGCAGGUCCUCAAGGACUUGGUGAAAGUCAUUCAACAGGAGUCGUACACGUACAAGGACCCGAUCACAGAGUUCGUUGAGUGUCUCUACGUGAACUUCGACUUUGACAGCGCCCAGAAGAAGCUCAGGGAGUGUGAGUCGGUUCUCGUGAAUGACUUCUUUCUGGUCGCCUGCCUUGAGGACUUCAUUGAAAACGCCCGUCUCUUCAUCUUUGAGACCUUCUGUCGGAUUCAUCAGUGCAUCAGCAUCAGCAUGCUGGCAGACAAGCUCAACAUGACGCCCGAGGAGGCGGAGCGGUGGAUCGUCAGCCUCAUCCGAAACGCCCGACUCGAUGCCAAGAUCGACUCCAAGCUGGGUCACGUGGUGAUGGGCAACAACGCAGUGUCGCCGUACCAGCAGGUGAUCGAGGAGACAAAGAGUCUGUCGUUCCGGAGCCAGAUGUUGGCAAUGAACAUCGAGAAGAAGGUUGCUCACAGCAACAGGAACGAGACUCCAAACUGGGCAGCUCAAGACUCCGGCUUCCACUGAACUGGAAAUCGGUGUCAGGAGGAUUCAGAUGCUUUUAGUAUGUUAUCAAGGCUUUUUAUUGCAUUCAAGAGUUUAUUAGAUUAUUUAUUAUAGUUUAUUAUGAAUU
Messenger RNA from Hippoglossus stenolepis (Pacific halibut), 1426 nucleotides. It is a transcript of the gene eif3eb, whose product is annotated as eukaryotic translation initiation factor 3, subunit E, b. Gene Ontology annotation, biological process: translational initiation. Gene Ontology annotation, cellular component: eukaryotic translation initiation factor 3 complex; cytoplasm; nucleus. The record is from RefSeq and is a predicted model, not a curated record. NCBI's taxonomy places the organism in Eukaryota, Metazoa, Chordata, Actinopteri, Pleuronectiformes, Pleuronectidae. Gene Ontology annotation, molecular function: translation initiation factor activity.